Messenger RNA from Phytophthora nicotianae INRA-310, 405 nucleotides. RefSeq lists its product as hypothetical. Gene Ontology annotation, molecular function: calcium ion binding. The record is from RefSeq and is a predicted model, not a curated record. The transcript has a single exon. NCBI's taxonomy places the organism in Eukaryota, Oomycota, Peronosporomycetes, Peronosporales, Peronosporaceae. Bases 1 to 405 code for a protein of 134 amino acids.
AUGGAUGUGAAUCGCAUCUUCUCGGCGGAGCAGAUUGCAGUGCCUCCCGACCUCCCGCACGUGCUGAAGGACUGGACGAAGGCCGUGAUUCGGGAGAACCCGACCGACCUACUUGCUUUCUCGCAGCAGUGGUUCCAAGACAAGGCGGCGCAGGUGUCACAACGCAAGGCUGUAGAGAACCAGAUCCGACGCAUGCGGCAACUGUUCGAGAGCUACGAUGUAGACGGUCAAGGUCGCAUGGAGGCUAAAGAUCUGGGCAAGUUCCUGGGUGAAGACCUCGGCAUGGACGGGUACGAGGAUGGCAGUCCUGCCGAGGUGCUGGAAGACCUGGUAAUGGAGCUAGACCCAGACAACACGGGAUUCGUCGAGCUGCACGACAUCAUCCAGUGGUACCAGCAGCGGUAA